AUUUUUUUGUUCAUCUCACACACUAUCGUCGACUGGUUCGUGCUCGUAACAGCGAGAAUCGCCCAGCAGUUGAAAAAUUUUCCUUGUACUUUCCGUAACAACAAAGCGAGAAAACAUCUGCCGACAACAUGUCCGCCUAUAAGAUGGAGACCGCACCAUUCGAUCCACGUUUCCCCAACCAGAACGUGACCCGCUAUUGCUAUCAAUCCUAUUUGGACUUUCAUCGUUGCCAGAAGAAGCGCGGCGAGAAUUUUGCCCCAUGCAACUACUUCAAGAAGGUCUACAAGACGAUGUGCCCCAAUGCCUGGGUCGAGAAGUGGGAUGAUCAGCGCGAGAGCGGCACAUUCCCUGGCCGCAUCUAAGCCCACAUCCCACACAUCUAGCAUUCAAUACAACAACAACCAAACAACAACAACAAAUACAACAACAACAACAACAACAGCGACUAAAUUAUGCUAGUUAAUAUCGUUUAGGGCAGGCAAAUUAACAAAUAUAAACAAAAAUUGUUACAAUCCAAAACAAAAAAAACCUGGUCGGUCGUUUGUUUCUUCUUCUUCUGUACAUCGCCACACCCACACACACCCACGCACACACACACACACCACACACACGAAUGUUCAACAGGAGUCGAGCGCUAAGCUAUAUUAAACUAUGUUCUUUGGUCUUUAGAUAAUACACAACAACAACAACAACAGGAAA
Drosophila virilis is the source of this 699-nucleotide messenger RNA. Its product is annotated as Cytochrome c oxidase subunit 6B. Gene Ontology annotation, molecular function: 3'-5' exonuclease activity; 5'-3' exonuclease activity. The record is from RefSeq and is a predicted model, not a curated record. Lineage: Eukaryota; Metazoa; Arthropoda; Insecta; Diptera; Drosophilidae. Gene Ontology annotation, cellular component: mitochondrion; respiratory chain complex IV.